AUGUAGCACUUAUCGAUAUAUACAUUUACUAACAUAGUCAAAUUCCUUUAAGUUGAGGAAAUAUACUCCAAAUUGACACUCUCCAACUCUCUUAUGUAAAUAGCUAUUCAUCUAAUUAUUAGUAUUUACUUAUACAAUCCUUAUGUAUAAAAAGUUAUUCUCUCUAAUUAUUUUCCCAUUGAAAUAAUCGAAUAAAUUCAGCCCUAAAACUAUUCUUAAUGCAUAAAAUCAUUAAAAGGAGGGUAACUCAAAGAAAUACCCUUUUGGGGAAUAGAAACAAACGGAGGAUUAGCAAAUAAUAGUUUAAGAUUUUGGAUCGGAAAAACCUUCAUGAAAACCAGUGAGCCUUAAGUCGGUUUAAGGAAGUUUGAAAAUGCAUUCAUAUCAGGAACCUUAUCUUUUAAUCAAGUAUAAUUCAAGAAAGCCCUUCUAGAAUAUGCCCAAAAAUUCAUAGAAGUAAUGGGUUAAGAAAUUACAAAUCAUUUCUUUCCUGAUUGGUAUGACAUCAAUAAUAACCUAAUUGAAAUCUCAUAAAUAAAAAUAUUUGAUAUUUUCAGAAGCUUCUCAAUAUUUCAAUUUUAUGAAAACGCAUAAGAUUGGAAAUGUGUCUAAUAUUUAAGAGAUUAUGCUUAUUAAAAACAUGAGUAGAUAGAUAAUAUGUUAGAGGUUGAUCCAUAUCAUUUGAAGGAUGAGGAAUAUGAAAUUAUACCUUCUGCAAUUGCUUUGGUAAAAGAAAUAGAGAUAAAUAGAGGAACUUAAUUGACUUAGACAGCAAGAUCGUUGCUGAUAUUUACAAGUACAGAAUAAUGCAUUCCCAAUCAUCCUAAUGAAAUAUAUCAAUGUUAAACUCAGGAGAAACUAUAUCAAUUUAUUUUAAACCAUCCUCAAUUCACCCCUUCGUAAACUAAUAUCAAAUUAUUAUUAAAUAUUGAUCCUAAUAUCGUUUAUGAAGAUAACCAUUAAUUAAAUUAUUUGUAUUGCACAUUCGAACCUAAAAAUGAUAAACAACCUUUAAUCUGGGUAGAAUUUGUAAAUGAAAAUGUUGAUGGAAUAUAUUUAAAACUUGAUAAGAAAACUCAAAGACUAGCUAAAUCAAUUCAAGUGAGAGUACUUGAUGUAUGCUUCUAAGAAGAUCCACAGUUUCUUGGAUUUGGUUUAGCUUAUGUUAGUGUUAAAGGGUUAACCUUAAAUUAAUAGGAUUGGACUGUAAUUUAAAACCUUCCAGAUUGA
Paramecium tetraurelia is the source of this 1230-nucleotide messenger RNA. RefSeq lists its product as uncharacterized. The record is from RefSeq and is a predicted model, not a curated record. Lineage: Eukaryota; Ciliophora; Oligohymenophorea; Peniculida; Parameciidae. The transcript is spliced from 2 exons.